AUGCGCGAUGCCUCCCAGGUGUUCAUCUCCAACUCCGGCACGGAAGCCAACGAGGCUGCCAUUAAAUUUGCUCGCAAAGUCGGCCGCUCCCUCGACCCGUCGGGCGCGAAGCACGAAGUUGUUUCCUUCCACAACUCUUUCCACGGUCGCACGAUGGGCGCUCUGUCCGCCACGCCCAACCCCAAGUACCAGACUCCGUUCUCGCCCAUGCUGCCGGGUUUCAAGUACGGAAACUACAAUGAUGUCGAGCAGCUGCAGACCCUCAUCACGGACAAGACGUGCGGUGUGAUUGUUGAACCUAUUCAGGGCGAGGGUGGUGUGAACGUUGCUACCCCGGAGUUCCUCGUGGCGCUGCGCAAGCGCUGCGACGAAGUCGGAGCUGUCCUGGUCUUUGACGAGAUUCAGUGUGGUCUCUCCCGUACCGGUACUUUCUGGGCCCACGCUCAUCCCUCUCUUGCGCCUGCCUCUGGCGAGGCUGCGCACCCCGACAUCCUGACCUCUGCCAAGGCCCUCGGCAACGGUAUUCCCAUCGGCGCGACCAUCGUCUCCGGAAAGACGGUUGCGGAGCACAUCAAGGCCGGUGAUCACGGAACGACCUUCGGUGGCAACCCUUUGGUCUGCCGCGUUGCGCAUCACAUCGUUGAGCGUCUGGGCUCGUCGGAGCUGCAGAACUCGGUGGAGGUGAAGUCGGCCCAGCUGGUGUCCGGUCUGGAGGCCCUCCAGAAGAAGAACCCCGGUGUUAUCUCGCAGAUCCGAGGCCGCGGUCUGAUUCUCGGCGUUCAGCUUUCUCCUGAGUACACGGCCAAGGCGUCCGAACUGAUCACUGCCGCGCGGGAACGGGGCAUGCUGAUCAUUACCGCUGGUGAUGGCUGUCUCCGAUUUGUUCCUCCUUUGACUAUCACCGAGGAUCAGAUCAAGACUGCCCUGAAGAUUUUGGAACAGUCCUUCGAUGCUGUCGUUAAGGCGUAG
Aspergillus melleus is the source of this 969-nucleotide messenger RNA. RefSeq names its product aspartate aminotransferase family protein. The coding region runs from base 1 to 969 and encodes 322 amino acids. Gene Ontology annotation, cellular component: mitochondrial matrix. Gene Ontology annotation, molecular function: identical protein binding; transaminase activity; pyridoxal phosphate binding. Lineage: Eukaryota; Fungi; Ascomycota; Eurotiomycetes; Eurotiales; Aspergillaceae. The transcript has a single exon. The record is from RefSeq and is a predicted model, not a curated record.